Messenger RNA from Zea mays, 3065 nucleotides. RefSeq names its product naked endosperm1. Lineage: Eukaryota; Viridiplantae; Streptophyta; Magnoliopsida; Poales; Poaceae. Bases 752 to 2518 code for a protein of 588 amino acids. The transcript is spliced from 5 exons. Gene Ontology annotation, molecular function: DNA-binding transcription factor activity. Gene Ontology annotation, cellular component: nucleus. The record is from RefSeq and is a predicted model, not a curated record.
UGAUGGCGGGAGGUAAGCCGGCCAGCCCCACGCAGUCGGUGGACCCAAUCCUCAGACGCUUCACGACACCGCUUUGCCUGCUGCGUGAGCUUGUGCUUGCCCCCUGCUCCCAUCCGUUGUACCCUUUCUCUCUCCUCCUCUCUGUCUCUUGCUCCGAGCUGUAUAUAAAAAUACUCCCUCUCCUGUAUAUUUCCCGUGUGCAUAGGCGCAGGGGGGAAAAUUCCAGAAAUUGAUUUAUAGUGGGGCAUAUUAGAUGUGGGAGAGGAAAGCAGCAGGAGAGAAGAGAGAGAAGGAAAAGUAUGACAAGGAAAUGAGAGAAAUGGGAGAACAGCCUUCUUAGCCUCUCCCUCCAUGCAUCCUCUCUCCACCACUGCUAUCUCUCAGUAGCAAGAGCAAAGCAAGAGGAGAGCGAGCUAGCGGUACCAGGGAGAGAGUGAGAUCAGUUCCAAGCACAUACAUAUGAGAAGGUACAGCCAUCACUCCCCUCAGGAAUUUCGGGGCCUCUCCUCUUCCGGUCUUUAUCUCCUUGGUUCUGUCGGGCUCUUCCUCGAUUUGUCUCCGGAUCGGAGGAACGGCAAAAAUCUUUCUCGUCUCGCCCCCAUGGUCGCCGCUCGCAUGCUCGAAGAAGGGGAAGGACGAAGAACACUGCCGACCCUAUUCCUAGCAACGGGCCAAAGCGACCAGCUGCAGGAAGGAGAAGCAGUGUUGGCGCGUUCGAGCUGGUGGUGCCAGGAUAAAUCGGGAGGAAGUGAUGGCAUCGAAUUCAUCGGCGGCGUUCUUUGGUGUUAGGGAUGGGGACCAGCAAGACCAGAUUAAGCCGCUGAUAUCACCGCAGCAACAGCUGGCAGCGGCGCUGCCCGGUGUGGCAGGCGGUGUUCCUGCGGCGUCCGGCCAAGGCGCGCCGCCGGCGCAGCCACCGCCCAAGAAGAAGAGGACUAUGCCUGACCCCGACGCUGAGGUGAUCGCGCUGUCGCCCAAGACGCUUAUGGCGACCAACAGGUUCGUGUGCGAGGUGUGCAACAAGGGGUUCCAGCGCGAGCAGAACCUGCAGCUGCACCGGCGCGGGCACAACCUGCCGUGGAAGCUGAAGCAGAAGAACCCGCUACAGGCGCAGCGGCGGCGCGUGUACCUGUGCCCGGAGCCGACGUGCGUGCACCACGACCCGGCCCGCGCCCUCGGCGACCUGACGGGGAUCAAGAAGCACUUCUGCCGCAAGCACGGCGAGAAGAAGUGGAAGUGCGACAAGUGCUCCAAGCGCUACGCCGUGCAGUCGGACUGGAAGGCGCACUCCAAGAUCUGCGGCACCCGUGAGUACCGAUGCGACUGCGGCACACUCUUCUCCAGGAGGGACAGCUUCAUCACACACCGGGCGUUCUGCGAUGCGCUCGCGCAGGAAAGCGCGCGCCUGCCGCCGACGAGCCUCAGCAGCCUCACCAGCCACCUCUACGGCGCCACCAGCACGGGCAACAUGGCGCUCAGCCUCUCGCAGGUGGGCUCCCACCUCACCUCCACUCUCCAGGAUGGCCACCACCACCACCCGUCCGCGGAGCUCCUCCGACUCGGCGCCACGGCCGGCGGCGGCAGCAGCAUCGCCGCGCGCCUCGACCACCUCCUGUCGCCCAACGGUGCAUCCGCCUUCCGCCCGCCGCAGGGUCCGCCGUCGUCGGCUUCCUUCUUCCUCAACGCGGGGGCUUCGGUGGGGCCGGACUUUGGGGACGACGUGGGCAAUGGCCCGCACUCGUUCCUGCAGGGCAACAAGCCUUUCCAUGGACUCAUGCAGCUGCCCGACCUCCAAGGCAACGGUGCUGGGGGGCCCGGCGGCUCAGGCCCCAGCCUCUUCAACCUGAGUUUCUUUGCUAACAAUGGCAACAGCUCGGGGUCCAGUCACGAGCAUGCAAGCCAGGGGCUCAUGAACAAUAAUGACCACUUCAACGGCGGAGCAGGUGGAGGCGGCGGGGGUUCGGAAGCUUCGGAGGCUGGGAUUUUCGGCGGAAACUUCGUUGGUGGUGGAGAUCAAGUUCCACCGCCCGGGCUCUACAGCGAUCAAGCCUCCAUGCUGCCGCAGAUGUCGGCGACAGCUCUGCUCCAGAAGGCGGCGCAGAUGGGCGCGACCUCGAGCGCGAACGGCGGCGCUGCAUCCAUGUUCCGAGGCUUCGUGGGCUCAUCCCCUCACGUGCGGCCGGCGACGCCGCACAUGGAACAGAGCGACGCGAACCUAAACGACCUGAUGAACUCGCUCGCUGGAGGUGGUGUCGGCGCCGGAGGAAUGUUCGGCAGCAGCAACGGCGCCGGAGGCCCGGGGAUGUUUGAUCCGAGGCAGCUGUGUGACAUGGAGCACGAGGUGAAGUUCGGCCAUGGUGGCGGAGACAUGACGCGGGACUUCCUUGGCGUCGGCGGAGGAGGCAUCGUGCGCGGGAUAUCGACACCUAGAGGAGACCACCAAAGCAGCAGCGAUAUGAGCUCCCUGGAGGCCGAGAUGAAGUCGGCCUCGUCCUUCAACGGAGGCAGGAUGCCAUGACCGACCCAUCGGUCGAGCUUAUAAACAAGGCAUAAGCUCGCGCACAGUAAGCAAGAGACUUGAUCAAGCAGAUGCAGUGAGAGAAGAGUAAGGUCAUCGUUAUAUAGCGUAGUAGCAAUCAAUGCAAGUUAUCAACUGAGUCGCAUGAGUGAGUUCAUGCAUGGAUAAAGCUGGCUAGCUUCUUAGCUAGCUUUCAUCAUCCGAAGGGACCUUGGGUGAGAGAGAGGCGUCUUUCUCUGACUAAUGGAGUAAGCUAGAGUGCGAGUUGGACGCAUGUGAUGACCCCUUUGGUCGUGGUGGGGGUUGGUGUUCCUGUUGGUUUUCCCUUGCUUUGUAGUUGGAUAAUCUUUGUUGGAUUAAGUAUAGUUUCUGGUGAUAGAACCAAUAAGGAUGUUUGUAGCUAGCUUAUAAUGAGGGCGUGAAUUGCAGCUUAAUUUGCUUCACUCCCCUCCUAUUUUUUAUUACCUUUUCUCUUUUUGCAAAGCAAUAUUCUCCUUACAAUGUCAUUAAUCGUGCAAGCUGAAAUUCAUGAUAUUUUCUUGUGUCA